Suillus paluster is the source of this 1136-nucleotide messenger RNA. Its product is annotated as Nop52-domain-containing protein. Gene Ontology annotation, cellular component: preribosome, small subunit precursor; nucleus; preribosome, large subunit precursor. Gene Ontology annotation, biological process: rRNA processing. The record is from RefSeq and is a predicted model, not a curated record. Lineage: Eukaryota; Fungi; Basidiomycota; Agaricomycetes; Boletales; Suillaceae. The transcript is spliced from 5 exons. Bases 31 to 963 code for a protein of 310 amino acids.
UGACUGUCAAGAUUUUGACAAAUUGAAUUCAUGUCUGCUGCGUCCGCUCCUGCUGCCCCGCCUCUAGGCAAAUACCUUGCAUCAUCAGAAAAGAAAACACGGGACAAAGCUGUGAAAAGCCUUGCUGCUUUCUUAUCCAAUCAUGACUCCGAAAAUGUAUUGCCAGAUCUUGAAAUGGCUAAGCUAUGGAAGGGCAUCUUCUAUUGUUUCUGGAUGUCAGACAAGCCACUUGUACAGCAGGCGCUGGCAGGGGAGCUAGCGGAGCUCAUACUUACAAUUACUGACGUACCUUCAUCACUUAAUUUUCUGCGGGGGUUUUGGAUGAUGACAGUUAGAGAAUGGAAUGGGAUUGAUCGUCUUCGGAUGGACAAGUAUUAUAUGCUCGUCAGAAAGUUUGUGAAUGCGAGCUUCAGACUUCUCGUGCGGACAAAAUGGGACAGUGCUGCCGUCCAAGAGUACAACUCAAUAUUAUCUGGCCCAAACGGACCGCUAUGUCCCAACGAUAUACGUGUGCCAACCAGUCUCGCAUUCCACUUAUCGGAAAUAUACCUCGAGGAGCUCGAUAAAGCAUUAACGAGCUCAGAGUCGCCGCCUCCGGCGCCAUUGUCCACCCUUCUGUCGCCUUUCAUUACCCUGGCCGCACGAACGCCCACAAAUACAACUUACAAACACAUUCAAUCGUCGUUAUUCGAGCCUUUGGGCGAUGUACUCAAAUCGUCGUCGGGUCCUCCAAGCCGCAAGAAAGCGCGCACGUCAUCCCCUGAUUACUCACAGCUGCUGGUCAACACCUGCACCUCCAGCCCAGGCGGCGAUGGAGCGAUGGAUGCGGGUGCUGUACGUAGCUCGAUAUUUCAAAAAAUAUUCGAUGUAGCAAGCGAAACAGAAACCCGGGAUGCGAAUCGCCGGAGAAUGUACGCUUUCUACAAGGAUGCCGUCGAAGAUGAUGAGGAUAGCGCUGGAUGACUUCGUAUAGCAAUGCUUCUGCUUGCGUCGUCGUUUGUCACGAAUGAACUACGUCUAUGAUGAAGCUACUUUCUGCUCGAUAAAAGUAGACUACGCUUAUAGUAUCGCUACUUGUUCACGCUGGUGCGACCAAAUGCUAAGAAAUAUUCAGUCCGACGACUGCAAGCUUCAAG